Pelobates fuscus (common spadefoot toad) is the source of this 930-nucleotide messenger RNA. Its product is annotated as olfactory receptor 6M1-like. Lineage: Eukaryota; Metazoa; Chordata; Amphibia; Anura; Pelobatidae. The transcript has a single exon. Gene Ontology annotation, biological process: G protein-coupled receptor signaling pathway. Bases 1 to 930 code for a protein of 309 amino acids. Gene Ontology annotation, cellular component: membrane. The record is from RefSeq and is a predicted model, not a curated record. Gene Ontology annotation, molecular function: olfactory receptor activity; G protein-coupled receptor activity.
AUGGAAAAUGGGAGCAAUGUUUUAUCUUUCAUUCUCUUUGCGUGUCAUAUGACUUUUGCUUAUCGUGUAACUUCUACUUUGCUUCUGCUUCUUACCUACCUCAUGACUUUGUCAGGAAACAUUCUGAUUAUUUUACUCAUCUGGAAAAGUCACCAUCUCCAUAGUCCUAUGUAUAUGUUUCUUACUAAUAUUUCUUUUUUAGAGAUAUGGUUCACAAGCACAGUCAUGCCAAAACUACUUUCCAUUCUGGCUUAUGAAAACCGAGCUAUCUCCACCAAUGGUUGUCUCACUCAGUGCUAUUUCUACUUCUGUUUAGGCACAGCUGAACUGUUCCUUCUGACAGUCAUGUCUUUUGACAGAUAUGUGGCUGUGUGUUACCCUUUGAAAUAUGUCAAUGUGAUGAGAACUGAGUUCUGUCUCAAGCUUUCCCUUGGUUGUUGGAUAGGUGGUUUUGCAUUCAACAUAGUGCAAACCAUACUAGUAGCUGACCUUCCAUUUUGUAAAUCAAAUAUUAUUGACCAUUUCUUCUGUGAUGUAGAACCACUUCUAAUACUUGCCUGUUCUGACACCAGUCUCAUAAAGAUUAUUAACCUGAUAUCUUCAGCAGUGGUUGUGUUUGGAUCUCUUGUAUGUAUUGUCAUAUCUUAUUUACACAUUAUAUCAGCCAUCUUUAAGGUUUCCACUGUGAAGAGUCGAUGGAAAUCUUUUUCCACGUGUGUCUCUCAUCUUGUUCUAGUAUUUAUAGUAUAUGGAAGUUCACUCUUCCUGUGCUUGAGAAAGACUACUGGUAGUAUGGACUUUAGUAAACUCUCUGCUUUCCUUACUGGAAUUGUGACACCUCUCUUGAAUCCGUUUGUGUAUACAUUGAGGAAUAACCAGGUAAAAGAGGCUCUAAAACAACUUCUUUCUGGCAAAACAAUGACAUUAUAA